AUGAGGAUGUUCACUCUGCUCACCAUCCUUCUCUUGCUGGCCCUGCACACCCAGGCAGAAUCUCCCCAAGGAAGCACUGAGGAGGCUCCGGACCAGGAACAGUUGGUCAAGGAGGACCAGGAUAUUUCUAUAUCCUUUGGAGGGGAUAAAGGUGCUGCUCUCCUAGAUGCAGAUGUGAAGUCAGACUUGAUCUGCUAUUGCAAACUCAUAGGCUGUGGUUUUGGAGAACGGCUCUCUGGGGCCUGCCAUUACCGUGGCCACGUCUUCCGACUCUGCUGCCGCUGA
This is a messenger RNA of Mus pahari (shrew mouse), 285 nucleotides long. RefSeq names its product neutrophil antibiotic peptide NP-2-like. Gene Ontology annotation, cellular component: extracellular region; extracellular matrix. The transcript is spliced from 2 exons. The coding region runs from base 1 to 285 and encodes 94 amino acids. The record is from RefSeq and is a predicted model, not a curated record. Lineage: Eukaryota; Metazoa; Chordata; Mammalia; Rodentia; Muridae. Gene Ontology annotation, biological process: defense response to Gram-positive bacterium; cellular response to lipopolysaccharide; disruption of plasma membrane integrity in another organism.